This is a messenger RNA of Dama dama (fallow deer), 270 nucleotides long. It is a transcript of the gene OTOS, whose product is annotated as otospiralin. The transcript has 3 exons. Bases 1 to 270 code for a protein of 89 amino acids. NCBI's taxonomy places the organism in Eukaryota, Metazoa, Chordata, Mammalia, Artiodactyla, Cervidae. Gene Ontology annotation, biological process: sensory perception of sound. The record is from RefSeq and is a predicted model, not a curated record.
AUGCCGGCCCGCCUGCUGUCCGGGCUGGCGCUCUGUCUUCUGCUGGCACCUCUGGCAGGGGCCAAGCCGGUGCAGGAGGAGGGAGACCCCUACGCCGAGCUGCCAGCCACGCCCUACUGGCCUUUCUCCACGUCUGACUUCUGGAACUACGUGCAGCACUUCCAGGCCCUGGGGGCCUACCCCCAGCUGGAGGACAUGGCCCGCACCUUCUUCGCCCACUUCCCCCUGGGGACCACCCUGGGCUUCCACGUCCCCUACAGGGAGGAGUGA